This is a messenger RNA of Oenanthe melanoleuca, 2446 nucleotides long. RefSeq names its product dynein assembly factor with WD repeats 1 (gene DAW1). The record is from RefSeq and is a predicted model, not a curated record. The transcript is spliced from 13 exons. Gene Ontology annotation, molecular function: protein binding. Gene Ontology annotation, cellular component: nucleus; transcription repressor complex. Gene Ontology annotation, biological process: negative regulation of transcription by RNA polymerase II. The coding region runs from base 458 to 1849 and encodes 463 amino acids. Lineage: Eukaryota; Metazoa; Chordata; Aves; Passeriformes; Muscicapidae.
GCAGCCAUGGCGGGCAGUGACACCGCAGCCACGGCGGGGUAGUGACACCGCAGCCACGGCGGGACCGGUGACACCGCAGCCAUGGCGGGCAGUGACACCGCAGCCACGGCGGGACCGGCGACACCGCAGCCACGGCGGGACCGGCGACACCGCAGCCACGGCGGGCAGUGACACCGCAGCCACGGCGGGACCGGCGACACCGCAGCCAUGGCGGGCAGUGACACCGCAGCCACGGCGGGACCGGUGACACCGCAGCCACGGCGGGACCGGUGACACCGCAGCCAUGGCGGGCAGUGACACCGCAGCCACGGCGGGGCAGUGACACCGCAGCCACGGCGGGCAGUGACACCGCAGCCACGGCGGGACCGGUGACACCGCAGCCACGGCGGGGCAGUGACACCGCAGCCACGGCGGGCAGUGACACCGCAGCCACGGCGGGACCGGUGACACCGCAGCCAUGGCGGGCAGUGACACCGCAGCCAUGGCGGGCAGUGACACCGCAGCCAUGGCGGGCCCGGCGCCCUCAGCCCCGCGGCCGCCGCGCCUGCGCCCGGGCCGUUGCCAUGGCUGCGGGCGGACGCGCGGGGCCGGGGCGGCGGCGAUGGCGCUGAGGCGGCUCCUGCUGCGCUACUUCCCGCCGGGAAUUAUUCUGGAAUACGUAGAAGGUGGUGAGUCAAAGACCAGAUCAAUAGAUCUGCUUGAUCUUAGACCUGACACAGAUGUUACAGCCUUAGUAGAAGAAAUCCAAAAAGGAGAGCCUCUCAUCACAGCUUCCUGCUUGGAACAUGUCAUACAUCUAAUACAAAGAUUGCAGGAGAAGCUAGGGGAAAAACAGAAUCACAAAUUCUCUCUUUUUAAGGUCCUUAGAACACACAUAUUGCCUCUGACUAAUGUGGCAUUUAACAAAUCUGGUUCCCGCUUUAUCACUGGAAGCUAUGAUAGAACCUGCAAACUGUGGGAUACAGCAUCGGGAGAAGAGCUGCGUUCUCUGGAGGGACACAGAAACGUUGUCUAUGCAAUAGCUUUCAAUAACCCCUAUGGUGACAAAAUUGCCACUGGAUCUUUUGAUAAAACCUGCAAACUGUGGAGUACAGAAACAGGACAAUGUUAUCAUACCUUCAGAGGACAUAGUGCAGAAAUAGUAUGUUUAUCAUUUAAUCCUCAGAGCACACUCUUGGCAACUGGAAGCAUGGAUACCACUGCCAAAUUAUGGGAUUUAGAGAAAGGAGAAGAAGUAGCUACUUUAAAUGGACACUCAGCAGAAAUUAUUGCUCUGUCUUUCAAUACCACUGGAGACAGGAUCAUCACUGGUUCCUUUGACCAUACAGUAGCAGUAUGGGAUGUUGGCACUGGCAGGUUGUUACAUACUUUAAUAGGCCACAGAGGAGAGAUUAGCAGUGCCCAGUUCAACUGGGACUGUUCUCUCAUUGUCACUGGAUCAAUGGACAAAACAUGCAUGCUGUGGGAUGCUGAGACAGGAGCACACAUAGCCACGCUGGCAGGGCACAGCAAGGAGGUGCUGGACGUGUGCUUUGACUACGCCGGGCAGCGCAUUGCAACAGCCUCUGCUGAUGGGUCAGCAAGAGUCUAUAAUGCAGGAACAAAACAGUGCAUUGCAAAGCUGGAAGGGCAUGAGGAUGAAAUUUCAAAGGUGUGUUUCAACCCUAAAGGCAAUUGCAUACUAACAGCCAGUUCUGAUAAAACAGCUCGGCUCUGGGAUGCUGCUACUGGACACUGCCUUCAGAUAUUAGAGGGUCAUGCUGAUGAGAUCUUCUCCUGUGCUUUUAACUACAAAGGUGAUACAAUCAUUACAGGGAGCAAGGAUAACUCCUGUAGAAUCUGGCACUGACAAGAAAAGGAAGAAUCCAGUUUAAUGUAUGCCAACCUACUUUGUGAGUUUCAGAGUCAAUAAACUUAGCAUUUCAGUUCUGUUUUCUUCUACUUUCUUUAUUCACCUUCUGUUGAAGUAGAAGAGUUACCUAAAUUGGAUAGGUUUGGCUUAGAAAUGGCAUCACAGAACUGCAGAAGUUGGAAGGGACCACCCUGUCAUCCAAGCAGGCUGCCCAGGACUGAUGGAGGUUUGAGUAUCUCCAAGGAUGAAGACUCCACAGUUUUUCUAUACAACUUGCUUAGUAUCUGAUCACUUGCAUAGUAAAGAAGAGAAGUAGGGUUGUUUUCCCUCCUACAUUUAAAUGGAAUAGUUCCUUAUAUUUCAAUUAGUGCAUGUUGCCUCUUCAUUGAGUAGCACUGAGUAGAAUCUGGUCUGUUAUUUCAGUCACCAGAGAGAAAUCAUGAUUAGUGAGAAUGAAUGCAUAGGAUAGCUCAAUUUCUUUAUGUGUAAUUUUUAACUUGUACCUUUUUUAAUAAAAAAAAGCAAUAGACCAUUGUAGCAAUCUCAGUUGUGAACAAGUGUUGGUAAGCACUUGCUUUGAAUACUUUUGUAUUC